AUGGAAUUAUUGAAAACUUUCUCAAGAUUUGGAAAUUCACGUGAAGUCUUUUUGAGUAUGACUGGAACGAUCUCUACUAUUUGUCGUCAGGAUACAUUUUCAGAAGAAGAUGAUGAUAGUAUUCAAAGAUUCUCACAACCUUUGAUCGGUUCUGGAUUUAUACUGGUUAUGGUUGAAAUCCUUUCGAUUGUUAUAUGCGAUAAAAAGAUAAUUUCAUCAGGUAGAAUAUGUUUUAUGAAAAAGUAUUCACGUUGGAAUAGUAGUUUAGAAAGAAUUAUAAAUUUAGAUAAUGAAAAAAUGCAAAAGAUUGAAAUCAUAGAUGAACAAGAGUCUAAGAUGAUUUGUAAUUUAUUAGGAGAAUUUGUUUUGAACUUUGGUUUUGAUCAAGGUUUUGAGUCAGGUGAACUCAAGAAGGAAAUAGAAGCUACAAAAGAGCUUUUGAUUGAUUGUUUUGGUGAUGAAGAAGAAUUAAAGAAGAUACUCAGAUCGAGUCGGUUUUUGACCUAUGCGAUGAACCAAUUGAAUCAAUGGGAAGAGACUGGAUCAAUUGAUUCUUCAAUUCACAUUGAUGAAGAAGUUUUAAUAGAAGCACUCGAGGACUCUGAUACCAAUAUGAUUCAAGCUGGGAUAUUUAUAAUCCUCUCAUCUUCUGUUCCUCUAGAUAGUCAAAACUUUAAACUCAUAGAUUGUUUAGCAACAUGUUCAGUUACAAUCUUUUCAGCUGAACUUAGGUUUUUAUGUUUUAGAACAUUGGUCCACUUGAUUGAUUCUCUGGAAUUCAAGACCAAAUUUGACUCUCUUUUACAUCUCUUUAACACUAGUUCAAAGUAUAUCAAAUUAGAAAAAGCUUUAGUUAAUUUGGUCAAAGAGAAAAUGGCAAGGUCUUUGGGAAAGGCGGAGGAAGAUCAAAACAUGCCGACCAAGACCAUGCCAUUUGGAGGAGACCUCCCCCGAGACACCCAUGACGCAAAUGCCAUUGAAGACGUUGUUGGAGAAGAUGUAUCAAUUAAAUCCGGGUCUGAAGGCAAAGUUGAUGUGGCGCAGGUUUCCAACAACGUUUCAACCGGUGGUAUUAAGAUUAAGAUCAAGGUGCCUCAAGCAAAACCGACCACUGUCAAGACAGAGACGUCUCCACCAGUACCUGUAGCUGCAGGUAAGCGCAAGAGCGCAGCCAAACCUGCUGCUGCCAAGCGCAUUGCUAAAAAGCCAAAGACCAAGGUUUGA
Molecule: messenger RNA, 1224 nt
Organism: Melampsora larici-populina 98AG31
Lineage: Eukaryota; Fungi; Basidiomycota; Pucciniomycetes; Pucciniales; Melampsoraceae
Exons: 3
Coding region: 1-1224 (407 amino acids)
Source: RefSeq, a predicted model, not a curated record